Messenger RNA from Magnolia sinica, 3696 nucleotides. Its product is annotated as nodulation receptor kinase-like. Lineage: Eukaryota; Viridiplantae; Streptophyta; Magnoliopsida; Magnoliales; Magnoliaceae. The transcript is spliced from 15 exons. Bases 652 to 3363 code for a protein of 903 amino acids. Gene Ontology annotation, molecular function: ATP binding; protein kinase activity. The record is from RefSeq and is a predicted model, not a curated record. Gene Ontology annotation, biological process: protein phosphorylation.
UGGCCACCAAAUAAAUAAAUUAAUAAUAAUUAAUAAUUAAUUAAUUACAUGAGAAACCUUCUUCCAUCUCAUGCUUUUCCAUUUCCCACAUCUUCCCACCUAAGGUACCGAAAUUCAAGUCAAACCCUUUCUUAGUGGGCCUAAGAUCACAAGCUCCUCGGGGACUUGGAGCUUGAGAAAAUGUUUCUCAGACAUCGGAGGAGGUGAUCUGAUGGUCAAUGAUUUAUAUGCAGUACUCAAGAACGACAAGAGGGUCAAUGAGUCUUUUCUCGAAGCGCACGAAAAUCAAUGAUGGCCGAUCGAAGCCGAUAGAUGGUUGAGAAAUUGGCCGGAGAUUAAUCUUGACACGACGAUCGGGUGCAUGUGGCGUAUAAUGGUGGUUAAUUUGGUACUUUUGUGUGGAUGACUUCCAACGUGAUUUUUGAUUGAAUUUGUUGAUGGAAGGAUUGAAGGAGAGUUGGAUCAGUUCAACGGAUGGAUUAAAGAUGGGGUUUUCUUGGAUCACGAGUUUCGUUAGCUAUUGAUGAUUUCGGACACUAAUGAUAGUUGAAAUACGAAUGCUUGAAUUUUGGGUGUCCAAAGGAGUUAAUUAGCUUGAUUUUGGAGAAUUAUUGGGUGGAGAUGGAUGGAUAUCCAUGUGGGUAAGAUCAGAUGGCCUUUGAUUCAACAAGGGUGGGAUUUCUCCUUUGCAUUUUGUCAAUUCUCAUUAUUUAUACGAUUUGCACACAAGAAGAGUUUGUGAGCAUUGAGUGCUGCGCUCAGUCUGCUAACACCGAGCCAUCGACCGGCAUAAGCUGGACUUCAGAUGAAAGUUUUCCUCUCAUCCAAGGAAAAUGCAUUCCUUUCGAGCCUCCUGUGUCGAACGAUACAAGCUACAAGCAAGUGCGGAUAUUCAAAUCAGACCACGGAAGCAGGUGGUGCUACAACUUGUCGACGAUCAGUGGACACGAUUACUUGAUUAGGGGCACUUUCCUUCAUGGCCCAAGUGUGCAAACUUUGCCGGAUACCUUCUUUAACGUCUCGAUCAGCACCACGUCAAUAGCCCAAGUGAACAACUCCAUUGAUCCAUUUGAAGUGGAGGGUGUUUUCAGAGCUACAAAUCACAAUGUGGACUUCUGCUUAGUGACGGGGAAUGGCUGUCCUUUCCUUUCGAAGCUCGAAUUAAGGCCUUUAAGCAAUUUCAGUUAUGUAAAUGGCGAUCCAUCUGCUAUUCUCAAGCUUGUUGCUAGAGUCGAUCUUGGAAGCAAAAAGGAGAUCAGAUACCCGACAGAUUCAAGUGAUAGAAUAUGGACCAUCGAUGCAAGCUUUAAUGCAAUUCCUUCUAAUGUGACCAUCUAUGGUGCCAAUCCAUCUGUGCCAAUUGAAGUGCUCCAAACUGCAGUAACGAACACAGAACACUUGCAAUUCAUACAUGAUGGACUCGAAGCGGGCCACUAUGAUUAUCUUGUCUUCCUAUACUUCGCCGAGCUUAAUCUGUCAAUUAAAACGGGGCAAAGGGUCUUUGACAUAUACAUUAAUGGAAAGAAGGAGUCUGAAAAUUUCGAUAUAUUGCAGAAUGGUAGCACUUCCAACUACAGAGAAAUUGUAAAGAUGGUUAAGGCAAAUGGGCUUCUUAAUAUUUCCUUAAUCAAGGUUUCAACUGAUGUGGUUGGAUUGGAUCCCAUAUGCAAUGCCUAUGAGAUUUUCCAAGUGCACAAGAGAGUUGCAGGGACUGUACAACAAGAUGUGGAUGCAAUAGUGGAAGUGAGAGAUGCUCUACUUGUGGAGAAUGCUAAAAACGAAGUUUUGGUGAGCUUGUCUGGAGACCCAUGUAUCCCUUCUCCAUGGAAAGGCUUGAGCUGUGGCCCAGCCAGUGGGACCCCCUCCUUUGUCAUCACAAAACUGAAUCUUUCUUCACAACGUCUGCGAGGUCCGCUUCCUACGAUCAUCAGUGAGCUGAAAGAGCUGACGGAAAUAAAUCUGCAGAAUAAUGAAUUUACAGGGACUAUUCCAGAAUCAUUUUCCACUCUUCAACAUUUAAAGAACUUGUCUUUCGGGUGCAAUCCUCAACUGGACAAACAGCUUCCUCCAGGCCUAUCAAACCGAUCGAAUCUUAACACAGAAUCUGGAGAUUGUGGUGAUCAAAGCUCUUCAAGUAAUCAAGCUCAACGAAACACUGUAAUCAUAGGCACAAUCAUGGGUGGUUCCGUCUUAGUCACUAUUGCAGUUGGAGUAAUCUUCAGCUGCUUUUACAGAUGCGCGCGCCAUCCGAAUGUAGUGAAACAUGCCAUGACAAAGAAUGCUGUUUUCUCCAUGCCCAGCAUGGAUGACAUCGAAUUGAAGCCCAUAUGCAUACAGGACUUUUCUUUGAGAUGCAUUGAAACUGCCACAAGCAAGUAUAAAACCAUGAUAGGUGAAGGGGGUUUCGGAGCUGUUUACCGUGGUAAUCUACCCCAUGGUCAAGAGGUGGCUGUCAAGGUUCGGUCAGCUACCUCAACACAAGGCACCCGCGAGUUUGAGAAUGAGCUAAACCUUCUCUCAGCUAUUCGCCACGAGAAUUUGGUUCCUCUUCUUGGCUAUUGCAGCGAAAAUGACCAACAAAUUCUAGUCUACCCUUUCAUGUCCAAUGGGUCUCUACAAGAUCGACUCUAUGGUGAAGCUUCUAAGAGGAAGCCUUUGGAUUGGCAAACUAGACUCUCCGUUGCACUCGGUGCCGCUCGAGGACUACUUUAUCUGCACACAUUUGCCGGACGCUGUGUGAUACAUCGGGAUGUAAAGUCCAGCAACAUUCUUCUGGAUCAUAGCAUGUGCGCUAAGGUGGCGGAUUUCGGUUUUUCCAAAUACGCUCCUCAAGAAGGGGAUAGCGCGGCUUCUUUGGAAGUAAGAGGAACGGCGGGAUACUUGGAUCCAGAGUAUUAUUCCACUCAGCAGCUAUCUGCCAAAAGCGAUGUGUUUAGCUUUGGAGUCGUGCUUCUAGAAAUUAUAAGCGGUCGGGAACCUCUCAACAUACACAGGCCGCGCAAUGAGUGGAGCUUGGUCGAAUGGGCAAAGCCAUUUAUCAAGGAAUCAAGGAUUGAAGAAAUUGUGGAUCCAAAUAUAAAGGCUGGAUACCAUGCAGAAGCAAUGUGGAGGGUAGUGGAGGUGGCAUUGGGAUGCAUUGAGCCUUUCUCUACCUACCGACCAUGCAUGGCGGACAUUGUCCGGGAGCUCGAAGAUGCACUGAUAAUAGAGAACAAUGCCUCUGAAUACAUGAAAUCCAUUGAAAGCAUUGGAGGAUCCAAUCGCUUCCUAUCUAUAGAGAGGAAGAUUCUUGCUGUCAUUCCGACUCCAUCGGAACCAUCACCCAUUUUCUCUCAAACCAUGGCUCCUCCACAACCAAGAUAGAUUGAGAGAUGGGUAGAUGAUCGACUUCCGUCGGCCACCAUGAGCUUAUAGUAUAUAUUUAUACCUAUAACAAUAUGUGACUGUCUAAAAGUGGAACUGCUGGAUUGAUCCCUAGCAUGAGGAAACAGAAGCAUGGUGCUUGCCGCAUACUUCGUUUUUCUUUUGUUAUUUCUUCCUUUUUCAUCCGGCGAUGAAAUGGGCUACCCGCCUAACAUAGAACAAAGGUGUGAACUGGAAUUUGCGGCAUUACAUUACCUGUAUUCUGUUGUUUAUCAGAGACUGCUCUUGUUUUUUGGUAGAUUUCUAAGGACUGCUCUUUGAAUUCUGGGUUCA